UAUUGAACUGGGUUUGUUGCACCGAAGUGGGAAGGAGCAGAGGAUAGAACUGAGGUGAACGAUAACAGCGGGGUCGGACGGUCCCCAGCUUUCAUUGGUGCUACAAGGGGCAGUUCUAGUUGGGAGGUUGAGCAAGAGUGCAGUUUCCCUUUCUGCACCCUUCACAAGCAAAAAGGUUACUUGUGUGAUCCAUGUAGAGUCACUUCAUGUCAUGAUAUACAGUAAUAGGUUCUUGUGAUACAACAAAGACCAGUUUCUUACAAAAUCUCUGAUCUGGGGAACUGUUGCACAAGCUUAAAGGUUGGACAGGUUACUGGAUAUUGUCUAACAUAUGGUAACGUGAAAAUAAUCAACAAAUGAUGUCCAAUGCCAGUAUUCCAGGGUCCUGAGAUUUCAGUGAAGAAAAAGUCACACCUAUUUCAGCAAAUUGCAUGCUCCAGUGAUGCUGGAAGUUACUCUGCAACAAGUUAGUAUCUACAGUAGUGAAAAUGGAUUUGCCAAAAUAGCUGACACCAACACUAAAACUAUUUGGGAAUUAUUGUACCGAGAAAGUCGUGUGACACAGCUUAUCCUCAGACAAGGCAAUCAUCAGAAUACUGGAACGAUGCUAUGUCAGAGGGGAAUUGUAAAAAGCACCAUUGGUUCAACUUCAUGAGGAAUAACUCACACCAUUGCAAAAUACAUAUAUUUUUCUGCCCUUGGAUUUCAAAAUUUCUGUGGUGUAAGAUACAACAGUCCAUGAGGCACAUGCAUCUGGAGACUUCUCAGAAAGAGCAGUCUAACAACUUGUCUCGGCAGGCUACAAGCCAUGCAGAUGGGAGCUUCCAAGAUACACCAAUGAGCGACUAUCGCUUGGACUCUAGCGAUGUCAUCCCUGAAAGAGGAAUUUUGGCAGGGUAUAGUGAGAACGAGGUUAGAAUUCAAAAAGUGUAUCAACUUUCAAUAUUUUCUCACCUUUCUAACUCUUCAAAUAGUUUGGAACAGAGAAAUUGCAAACGGAGUAUUAAAAGAAGUGUAACUGAACUUCAUCCAGAUCUUGAACUUGAACUCAAUCAGAAAAGAAUCCAUGUGCACUGCAAAAAUUCUGCCACGUUGACUGAAAGUCUAAAUGCAUCUCAUUGUGGAACUGAUAAUGAUAAUCUUUCUGAAAAAAACAUAGGUGACUAUACAGAUCAGCAAGAUGUUAGUUUCCAUGAUGAAGAACCAAUUGUGCAUGGUUCUGCACAACACUUUUCUCACAGUGGUUUGCAUGUUAUUGAACAUAAAGACUCCCAGGACAGUAUUUUGAUAGAAGAUGGUGAUACGGGCUCACCUAGAAAUAAAUUGGUGCCGACGACACCAACCUCCGAGAAAGAGGUUCAACCUAUUACCAGUACUGGACUGCUAUCAUCUGAGAAAACGCCCUCCUCUUUAGGACACUCAAGUACAAUCUCUGUCAGAUGUACAGCUAAACGGAAGCUGCUAUCACCAACAAAUGCAUUAGGGAAAGAUAUGUGCUCAGGGGAUGAAGCCCCAUCUGUUGCAAAGAAAUGUAGGAUUCAGUUAACUAAUUCCAUCCCAGUUUCUUGCAGAAGUACUGAUGCUAAAGCAGCACCUUUCUGGAAUCACUUACUUCCAUCUUCAAGAGACGCAUCCAAGAAUUCUUCUGAUUGCAUCAGUGGUGCCAGAAGAUUAAAGAAUGGAUUACGCCUGAAAUCGAGACACCUACGGAGUGCAUUUGCAGGAGAAUCCAACAAGUUUUCAUCAAGAAGCAGCACAAGUUCUUCUGUUAGUCGUUCUUUGCUUGGAAAUUUUGAGGAAUCCUUAUUAAAUGGCAGGUUUGCACCGUCAGGAAGAAUUGAAGGUUUUACAGCUGAACUUGGGGCAAGUGGAUCAUAUUGCCCACAGCAUGUAACACUACCCGUGGAUGUGUCUUACUAUAAUAUUUCUGAACAUAGUGCUCCAUCACCGUUCCUGGGUGUGAUAAAUCUGGAAUCUUUGGGAAAGAAGGGUUACAAUGUCCCCAAGGCAGGAACCAUCCAAGUGACCUUAUUCAACCCAAACAAAACUGUGGUGAAAAUGUUUCUUGUAACAUAUGACUUCAGUGACAUGCCACCAAACCACAUUACACUUCUGCGCCACAGGAUUUUUCUUGUACCAGUGGAAGAAAAUGAAGGAACGUGUGAAAAUAUGGAAAACUCAGAAGUAAAAAGAAAAGUACUAUGUUAUCUGAUUCAUUUAAGGUUUCAAAGUUCAAAGUCUGGAAAAAUCUACUUGCACAGUGAUAUUAGGCUGCUGUUUUCCCGAAAAUCAAGUGAAGUGGAUGCUGGAAUACCAUACGAGUUGAAAUCAUUUACAGAAAUGCCAAGAAAUCCAAAAUAUUCACCACGAGUUUAGCACAUUAAUCUCAAGACUAUAUAUUGGAGUUCAGUGAUUAUUUAUCUAGCGAUUGGUUCUAAGUAUGGAGAAAAACUUUCAGUUCAGUGUUAAACGCAUGCUUUGUAAUAAAUAUUAAGGAUUUGUUUAAAGUGCAGUUUCCAAUUGUGACAUUCUGUACAUUUUGAUUUUAAAUAAAAGCACAGGAAACUUGCUUUAAUGUAGGGCUGAAAUAAUAUUUAAUAUACAUUUUUGCUCUCAGUUCAUGGAAAUUUAAUUCCUUAACCUCAGUAUCAAAAUCCCAUUUUACUUUGAAACAUUGAUCUAUUUAUCUUAAAUAUCUUUCAUUGCCUAUAUUGAUAAUUAUUGUAAUUGUGGGUUUCCUGAUUUGUAAACUAAUCAGGACCACAAAAGACACAUUUGCAGUUUGGGAAUAAAUUAAUAGUAAAGGGUUGACUUAACUCUUUAAUUUAUAGAGCUUAUGCAAAAUUCAUUACAAUAUUUAAUACACAGAAAUGUGAAUAUUGCUGCUUCCAGAUUUACUCUUGGAAAACCUCUUCCCUUCUCCAAAAACUUAAUUUUCUGAUUAAUAGGCUUAAAAGUCUUCCCCUAAAGUUUAGUUUGCUGCAAAAACUGAUUUUAACUUGUUCUACUCCCACUUAGAAAUAAUACCAACAAGGCCAAUGAGAAGGGAAAAAAUGGAAGGUGAGAAAGGCAGUAGCUGAGACCUUUUUUCAGUUUAAUUUUAACUCACCCAUUUUAUAAUUAUGUUCAAGUUCUGGCAAUGGCAAACGAACUAUUCUCUGGUUGGGAGAUGAGGUGGGAAAUCUCUUCCUAUUACUUUUCCACCAGCAAAUGGCAAAUCCGUAAGGUGAACACCUGAUUUAUUUGCUUUUUUUUGGUUAAUUACCCAAUCAACUGAAGAAUAUCUAGCUUCAGCUUUCCCCUUGAUGCUUCAACCAUUAAUAUGUGUUCUUUUACUUGGCGCACACAAUUUGUGUACAAAUGCACUGUGAUAUUUGGUGAUGGUUAAUAUUAAUGGACUUUAUAUUUGCCAAAGUGUUUGAGAAGGGGGGAGUUUCUUGGACCAAUGGAUGUCCAGAUAAUCCUUCAUUCUAGAGUAAAUGAAACUUUUUGUAUGGGCAAACUGUAGAUUAAAGAGUUAAUUAAAAUGUUUCCUAAUGUUAGUUUUACUUUUUCAUUAUGCACUGUGUGGUAUUAUAUUCGGAAGGUACGCUUCAGAAAAAUACAUUAGUUUUUGUUCUUAAUAUUAUCAUUGUUGUCCAAACUCCUAAACAUACUAAUCAUAUUGUUGAAACAGUUGUAGAAACAUAAAGCUAAGUGAAGUAGAUUGUAUUUUUUGAUGGA
Pristis pectinata (smalltooth sawfish) is the source of this 3723-nucleotide messenger RNA. It is a transcript of the gene atosb, whose product is annotated as protein FAM214B. NCBI's taxonomy places the organism in Eukaryota, Metazoa, Chordata, Chondrichthyes, Rhinopristiformes, Pristidae. The record is from RefSeq and is a predicted model, not a curated record. Bases 610 to 2376 code for a protein of 588 amino acids. The transcript is spliced from 12 exons.